Messenger RNA from Ilex paraguariensis (yerba mate), 1407 nucleotides. The record is from the annotation of a GenBank genome assembly. NCBI's taxonomy places the organism in Eukaryota, Viridiplantae, Streptophyta, Magnoliopsida, Aquifoliales, Aquifoliaceae.
AUGAUCCUGUAUCAAUACCGACAAGAGAGAGAAAACCCAUCUUUCUCUUCGACACUACUCGAUGCGAUCUAUCGUUCCAUUGAUGAAGGAGAAGAAGAAUUAGUCCUUUACAGAGGGAGCAUGAGGAAGAAACAGAGUAAUUGUACUGUGAAAGGGAAUGGUAAUUCUCAGCCUCACGUUGGGGAAGAUAAUAAAAUGGCCAGUUUUCAGCGGGCUUACAUGAUCGAGAAAUGGACGGAGAGGAAAGUGAGUGAAAAGGUGGCUGUUCGCCGGAAAUCAUCUCCGGCGGAUAUUGAAAGAAAAUGGGGAAAUGGGCCGGAUCCGGUGUUGUUGAAUCGGAGCUCGAGCUCCUCCUCCUCAGAUUCGAGUUCUGGGAGAGGAUUCUCAUCUUCAGAGGCUGAAUCUGUGCAUGGGUUUUUAUCUUGUUAUGAUGCCAUUGCCAUGCCUAGGCCAAAGCCUAUUCGAACAGGCGUUUCAGCCCAGCAUCGCCAUAACGAGCAGAGAGAUCAUCAAGUUUCACAACCAAAGCCAAAGCAUGAUGGAAUUGCAGGAGGAGGUUUCGUGAAGACAAAGUCGAGAGCUUCAAAGAUCUAUAGCGAUCUCAAGAAAGUUAAGCAACCAAUCUCCCCAGGUGGCCGUCUUGCUACUUUUCUCAACUCUCUUUUCAGUGCUGGCAAGCGAAACGCAAAGAAAGCUAAGAUUUCUUCCGCCACUGGAGGUUGCUACGAUGAGUCGUCGUCGGCCUUGGAAAGAAAAUUGAAGUCUGCAAAGAACGCAUCGACAUGUUCGUCAGCUUCCUCAUUUUCAAGAUCAUGUUUGAGCACCACUACUACUACUACUACAUCAGCUUCCAGGGAACAAUUAAGCAGUAUUAAUGCCACAAAAAGGUCGGUGAGAUUCUUUCCGGCGAGUGUGAUUGUUGGUGAAGAUUGUCGACCAUGUGGACAUAAAUCUCUGUAUGAAGAAGAUGACCCAAGUCAUGUACUACAAUUACAGUCGUUGAAGGCUAACAGAAAGGAAGAGCUUCUCAAGUUUCAUUAUCAUAACAUGGCCCAGAAAAAAAACUGCCGAGUUGGAGUUGGAGAAGCUGCAACCGCAAGGGAUGUUCUUUUAUUAAAGAAUUAUGAUCAGAAGAUGGUUGAGAACGAGUUUCAUACGAGAAAUGCCUAUUUCAACACUACUGAACAACUAAUGGACGAUGAAGACGAGGACGCCGCAAGUUAUGCUAGCUCUGAUCUCUUUGAGCUUGAUAAUCUUUCUGCUAUUGGGAUUGAUAGGUAUCACCAAGAACUGCCCGUGUAUGAAACUACCCGUUUAGAUGCGAAUCUGGCCAUUGCUAAUGGCUUGAUUUUGUAAUUCCAAACAUAAAGUUACUACUUUAAUUUGUUUAAUUAUGGUUGGGGGAUC